Lynx canadensis (Canada lynx) is the source of this 2703-nucleotide messenger RNA. It is a transcript of the gene FGD2, whose product is annotated as FYVE, RhoGEF and PH domain containing 2. Gene Ontology annotation, molecular function: guanyl-nucleotide exchange factor activity; metal ion binding. Lineage: Eukaryota; Metazoa; Chordata; Mammalia; Carnivora; Felidae. Gene Ontology annotation, cellular component: cytoplasm. Gene Ontology annotation, biological process: cytoskeleton organization; filopodium assembly. The record is from RefSeq and is a predicted model, not a curated record. The transcript is spliced from 15 exons. Bases 154 to 1806 code for a protein of 550 amino acids.
CUGAAGCUGGGAGCAGGCCUCUUGAGCCCUCUGGAGCACAUUCCAGGAUGCCUUAGCCCAUCUGUGACCCCGGGUGGGGGUGGCUGAGGGUGCCGUUGGAGGCCACCUUCUCUGCUUCAGGGGUAGUUGAGGACCACCCUGGAGGUCUGCAGAAUGGAGCAAGAGAGUAAGGAGAAGCUGGCAUCUGUGUCCAGUCUGGUGACUGUGUUUGAGAACAGCAGGACUCCAGGAGCAGCAAUCAAAGUCUCCAAACUGGAGGCUGAACGUCACCUCCCCGGGUACAGCCUUACCCCGUCUGCAGAACCAUGGAAGGAGUCCCACGUUGGGGAGAGCCUGGGGUCUGAGCCCAGGACAGUCAGCAGGAGGUACCUGAACUCCCUGAAGAACAAGCUGUCCAGUGGAGCCUGGAGGAAAUCUUGCCAGCCAGAGAUCCACCCUGGGCCAGGGACGCAGAUGCCAGAGGAAAAGAGAAUCGUCCAGGAACUACUGGAGACAGAGAAGGCCUAUGUGGCACGCCUCCAUCUGCUAGACCAGGUGUUCUUCCAGGAGCUGCUGAGGGAGGCCCGCAGCAGCAAGGCCUUCCCCGAGGACGUGGUGAGGCUCAUCUUCUCCAACAUCUCCUCCAUCUACCAGUUCCACGCGCAGUUCUUCCUCCCGGAGCUGCAGUGGCGGCUGGACGACUGGACAGCCACCCCCCGCAUCGGCGACGUGAUCCAGAAACUGGCCCCGUUCCUGAAGAUGUACAGUGAGUAUGUCAAGAACUUUGAGAGAGCCGCCGAGCUUCUGGCCACCUGGACUGACAAGUCUGCACCCUUCCAGGAGGUGAUCACCCGCAUCCAGAGCAGCGAGGCCUCCGGCAGCCUGACUCUGCAACACCACAUGCUGGAACCUGUGCAGAGAAUCCCACGCUACGAGCUGCUGCUCAAGGAAUACAUCCAGAAGCUGCCAGCCCAGGCCCCAGACCGGGCAGAUGCUCAGAAAGCGCUCGACAUGAUCUUCUCAGCCGCUCAGCACUCCAACUCAGCCAUCACUGAGAUGGAGCGGCUACAGGACCUGUGGGAAGUGUACCAGCGCCUGGGCCUCGAGGACGACAUAGUAGACCCCUCCAACACGUUGCUCCGUGAAGGCCCUGUCCUCAAGAUCUCCUUUCGCCGCAGCGACCCCAUGGAGCGCUACCUUUUCUUGUUCAACAACAUGCUGCUGUACUGUGUGCCCAAGGUCAUCCAGGUGGGCGCCCACUUCCAGGUGAGGACCCGCAUCGACGUGGCCGGGAUGAAGGUGCGGGAGCUGACCGAUGCGGAGUUCCCCCACUCCUUCCUGGUGUCCGGGAAGCAGCGCACCUUGGAGCUACAAGCGCGGUCCCAGGAGGAAAUGAUUUCCUGGAUGCAGGCCUGCCAAGCAGCCAUUGACCAAGUUGAGAAGCGGAACGAAACCUUCAAGGCUGCGGUCCAGGGCCCGGAGGGAGACACCCAGGAGCAGGAGCUGCAGUCUGAGGAGCUGGGCCUCCGGGCGCCACAGUGGGUCCGGGACAAGAUGGUGACCAUGUGCAUGCGCUGCAAGGAGCCCUUCAACGCCCUGACGCGCCGCCGCCACCACUGCCGAGCCUGCGGCUACGUGGUGUGUGCCAAGUGCUCCGACUACCGGGCUGAGCUCAAAUACGACGACAACAGGCCCAACAGAGUCUGCUUCCACUGCUACACCUUCCUCACCGGCAGCGUGCUCCCCGAGGACAAGGAGGACAGGAGGCGGGGCAUCCUGGAGGCUGUCAUCCGGACUCUCCACCUGACCUCUGGCCCCAUCCAAUAAUCACAACGACCUCUCCGCACAGUUCCUGUCUGUAUGCCCAUGCCCUGCCCCGGAAGUCUCCGGAGGUGAAGAGAGCCGGUGUCUCUGAUCCCAUUUCACAGAUGGGAAGACUGAGGCUGCAGGUCAGGGUCCCACUUCUGGAAAGAGGCAGAGUGGAAACUCCAUUCUAAGUGGAGGGGACUUUAGGGACCUGUCCCAUGGAGACCCAGGCCCAGAGAGGCAGCUUAUCCGAGGUCACCCAGCAAGUUAGGAGCCAGCUGUCUGGCCUCUGCCACGUAUGUUCUCUCUGCUGCCUUGGGGCUGGUGGAGCCACUCUCCACACCCACAGGUGCUCCCCAAGCUGCUCCCUCCCUGCCAGUCGACACCUGUGGGGCACGAGCCGCGUUCACUUCCUGCCACAAUGUUCCCCAGCCCAGACACUAGCCACCACUGCCCCUCUGCCUGGUUGAAGGCCAGGUUGACAUCCCACCGUCCCAGGGAAGUGGGAGAAGACCCCUUCCCCCCAUUCCAGCUGAACACAGCUCCCAGGUUUCAAGGUGGUUCCCUUCCGUGGACCUCUGCCCGCUUUCCAGUUUUCCCCACUCCCUGCUCGUGCCUUCCCUGCCCGCUAGGCCACAGGCCCACUCCCUUCUCAGGCCCCCGUUCUGUUCCCUGGGGCAACUCGCAGGUGAGAAGCCCCUCCUGGCACCUGCCCCAAACUCCGGCUGGCCGGGUUUGGACCGCAGCCCUGCCACCGGCCAGCUGUGUGACCACAGGCCCGCGACGGGACCUCUCUGAGGCUCAGGGACGAGCAACCCCUCCUUACAGCGUUGCCGCAAGGCUGCGAAAUAGUGAUUGUCAAAGCCCCCAAACCAGCGUCUGUCACAGAGUGGGCGCUCUGUUCCCUGACAGCCUCCG